AUUUGCGCUGGGUGUGAAGCAAUAUCAGGGACUCUGCUGCUUAGGUCACACCUGAAACUUCUCGGCAACUAAAAUCUCUGCCCAACAUCCUUCUCUGGGCUUCUCAGGCUGCCUUCUGAAGGUAGUGGUUGUGAUGCAGUUUUCAGUCACAGCAAACAGACAAAGGGCCUUUUUGGCUGCGGUACUGGUGGGCCUGGCCAUGCUCAGCUAUUUUCUGCACAGGACAGAGAUCAAGGUUACUUUCUUUGGAAGCCACUCUGAAAGUUGCAUAAAGCAGUUGGCGCAGACAGAGGAAGCAUUUUGCCACUCGUUCACUGGGGACAGAAUUGGUCAGAGGGACCAAAGUGCCCUGUGUACAGUCUGGGCGCAGCAGAGAAGAAAAAAGCAAGAAAUGGAAGAUAUCCUGACAAAGCUGGACCAACAGAUGCCCAGCAUCACUUUCAGGGACGUGAAAACCACCACAAGUGCCAAGAAUAGCAAAGCCACCCUACUAAGCCACAAGGACUCCUACUGUGUUGGCGAUCACUUGAUAGUUAGAUUGGAUUUGUACGAUCACUUGGGAAAGAGGAAGAGGUACGGGGGAGACUUCCUAAGAGCCAGGGUCUAUUCGCCCGGUCUUAAAGCCGGAGCUUCGGGACAGGUAGAAGACUACAAGAAUGGGACAUACCUGGUCAAUUUCACACUAUUUUGGGAGGGGGAUGUCAGAGUUUCCAUCUUGCUCAUCCACCCCAGUGAAGGAGUUUCUGCCAUGUGGGCAGCAAGGAAGAAGGGGUACGAAAAAAUAGCUUUCACCGGCAAAUUUUUAAACGGGACAUCGGAAGUCUUCACCGAAUGUGGCUUUAAUAUAACCACAAAGGAGGAGCUGUGUGAGUAUCUUGAUGAGAGAGACCAGGAGGCAUUUUACUGCGUUAAACCCAAGCAUGUGCCUUGCGACGCUUUCAUCCACUUGAAGUCCAACAACAGACCAAUGUCCUACCUCACGCCCUUGGAAAAGAGUCUUUUUAACAGGAGCAACAUUGGUGUUGAGAUUCCACAGACUUUUGGCAACAUUCGUGUUCUGUCCUGCAACAGCACCAAGACAACACCCAGAGAGAAAUGUGCUGUUGGGACGAGCUCCCCGGUGCCCAGCGGCUUCGUGUGGCAGGCUCAAUGGCGCCCUGCUUUCUGCGCCACGUCGAGGCUCAGUACCUUGGACCAGAUUAACGCCUGCUUGAAAGGAAAGCUUAUUUACUUCAUGGGGGACUCGACGGUGCGCCAGUGGAUGGAGUACCUCACAAGGAGAGUGAGCACCCUAAAGUUCUUUGACCUGCAUGGAAUUGGGAAGCUCCAGAAUUUGUUAGCAGUGGAUAUGGCCAGAAAUGUUCAGAUCCAGUGGAAAAAGCACGGCCAUCCCAUCAUCACUGCCUAUGACUACACAGCGAAAGAUCACAGCUACGUGGCUCGGGACAUCGACAAGGUGGCAGGAGACAGAGACACGGCUGUUGUCAUUUCUCUGGGCCAGCACUUCCGACCCUUCCCCAUGGAGCUCUUCCUUCGAAGGAUGCUAAAUGUUCGGGCAGCCGUCCAGCGCCUCCUCCUGAGGAGCCCAGACACCAAAGUCAUCAUCAAAGCAGAGAAUAUCCGGGAGAUGUACAUAGACCCAGAGCGAUUUGGUGACAUCCACGGCUACACCCAAUACCUUGCGCUGAGGGGAAUUUUUCAGCAUCUCAACGUGGGUUUUAUUGAUACGUGGGACAUGAGCAUUGCUUGUGCCGUAAACAAUGUCCACCCGCCAGAGGAAGUGGUUGGGAACCAAAUAGAUAUGUUUUUUGCUUAUAUCUGUUAACACGGGAAGGAAAGUGGAGUAGGGGAAAAGAGAACGUUUUGGCCCACAGAUGGCACAUUUGUGUUGGGCCCCCAGACAAGUCCCCCACCAUCAAAGGAGCUCUGGGACUGCGUCACCUAAGCAGAAGCUCCAGCAGCCACACGUUUCAUGCUGCACAAUAAAUCUCUUG
Eublepharis macularius is the source of this 1994-nucleotide messenger RNA. Its product is annotated as NXPE family member 4-like. The transcript has 6 exons. The record is from RefSeq and is a predicted model, not a curated record. NCBI's taxonomy places the organism in Eukaryota, Metazoa, Chordata, Lepidosauria, Squamata, Eublepharidae. The coding region runs from base 134 to 1825 and encodes 563 amino acids.